This is a messenger RNA of Dama dama (fallow deer), 1095 nucleotides long. RefSeq names its product germ cell associated 1 (gene GSG1). The record is from RefSeq and is a predicted model, not a curated record. The transcript is spliced from 5 exons. Gene Ontology annotation, cellular component: plasma membrane. Lineage: Eukaryota; Metazoa; Chordata; Mammalia; Artiodactyla; Cervidae. Bases 1 to 1095 code for a protein of 364 amino acids.
AUGGGGCUCCCGAAGAGCUUCUCUAGCCAACGGACAUGCCUAUCUGCCAUCCUCAGCAUGCUAUCACUCAGCCUCUCCACAGCAUCCCUGCUCAGCAACUACUGGUUUGUGGGCACACAGAAGGUGCCCAAGCCCCUGUGCGGGAAAGGUCUACCAGCCAAGUGCUUUGACGUGCCGGUGCCCCUGGAUGGGGGCGGCAGCAACGCAUCUUCCCAGGAGGUGGUGCACUACAGCUGGGAGACCGGGGAUGACCGGUUCACCUUCCAUGCCUUCUGGAGCGGCAUGUGGCUAUCCUGUGCGGAGAUCAUGGAAGAACCAGGGGAGAGGUGCCGACGUUUCCUUGAACUCACACCACCAACCGAGAGAGGUGAGGAAGGACUACUGGAAUUUGCCACGUUGCAAGGCCCACGUCACCCCACUCUCCGAUUUGGAGGGAAGCGGUUGAUGGAGAAGGCUUCCCUCUCCCACCCUCCCUUGGGGCUUGUGGCAAAGAUCCUAUGGUUAUCACUGGGAGCCCAGUUUGCCUACAUUGGACUUGAACUCAUCAGUUUCCUCCUGCUACUGACGGACUUGCUAUUCACAGGGAACCCUGGCUGUGGCCUCAAGCUGAGCGCCUUUGCUGCCAUCUCCUCUGUCUUGUCGGGCCUUCUGGGGAUGGUGGGCCAUAUGAUGUAUUCACAAGUUUUCCAGGCAACGGCCAACUUGGGUCCAGAAGACUGGAGGCCACACGCUUGGAACUACGGCUGGGCUUUCUACACGGCCUGGGUCUCCUUUACCUGUUGCAUGGCAUCAGCGGUCACCACCUUCAACACCUACACCCGGCUGGUGCUGGAAUUCAAGUGCAGGCACAGUAAGAGCUUCCGAGGAGCCCCAGGCUGCCAACCGCAUCAUCACCAGUGCUUCCUGCAGCAGCUGGCAUGCACAGCCCAGCAGGGGGGCCCCAUGACCAGCUACCCCGAGUUCCACGGCCAGCCCAUCCGCUCCAUCUCCGAAGGGGUAGACUUCUACUCAGAACUACAUGACAAGGAACUUCAACAAGGCACCAGCCAGGAGCCUGAGGCCAAGGCGGCUGGCUCACCUGUAGAAGAGUGUUAG